Messenger RNA from Columba livia (rock pigeon), 1407 nucleotides. It is a transcript of the gene NSUN4, whose product is annotated as NOP2/Sun RNA methyltransferase 4. The record is from RefSeq and is a predicted model, not a curated record. The transcript is spliced from 6 exons. Gene Ontology annotation, cellular component: mitochondrial large ribosomal subunit. Lineage: Eukaryota; Metazoa; Chordata; Aves; Columbiformes; Columbidae. Gene Ontology annotation, molecular function: RNA methyltransferase activity. Gene Ontology annotation, biological process: rRNA methylation. The coding region runs from base 28 to 1242 and encodes 404 amino acids.
CCCGGAAGGCGGCGGGCGGUGCGGGCCAUGGCGGCGCUGGGCGGGCGGGCCGGGGCCGCGCUGCUCCGGCGGCGGCCGCUGCCGGGGCUGGGAGCGGGGCCGCGGCGGUACCGGUACAAGGAGAAGUGGGCUGCCACGGCCCCCCGCAUCCCCCCCACGCGCCUGGCCCUGCACCACUUCGACAUCAACUACAGCCUGCAGCUGAAGGAGCUGUGGCCGUCUGUCCGCGCUGGCCUGCUCUGCGAGCAGAAGUAUGGCGCCCUCCUCAACAACUUCUCUCUCCCUGACCACGUCACCCAAGAGCUGGAACUGCUGAACGCCACCGAUUUUGUUUCCGAAGCCACCAAAAAGGCGCGGAGUGUUGCAGCUGCGGAGGAAGCGGGGAGAGGGAAAAGCAGCGAGGGCAGAAUGGUGAUGCAGGUGGAGACAAUGACACAGGCAGAGAUGUCACCGCCACUUCGUGCCUCCAUCAGCUCCAACAUCAAGUGCUACACCUUCCCCAGGGGCGACAUCACGCGCUUUCGUCCUGCACGGCCAAACACUCUGGGUAUCCUCGACUAUUAUCUGAUGGAUGCAGCAUCUCUCCUGCCCGUCCUGGCGCUCAACGUGCAGCCCGGUGACUUUGUCCUCGACCUCUGCGCGGCUCCAGGUGGCAAGACUCUAGCUCUGCUGCAGACUGGGGCUUGUGGGCGUCUGGCAGCCAAUGACAUCUCCAUUUCCCGGACAAAAAGGCUGCACCAGAUUCUCCAUAGCUACGUGCCCAAAGAAAUCAGGGAAACUGUGAGCGUCACGUCCUGCGAUGGAAGGGACUGGGAGCGGCUGGAAGGUGGCACUUUCCAUAAGGUACUGGUGGACGUGCCCUGUACGACGGACAGACACUCCGUCAUGGAGGACGACAACAACAUCUUCCACAAGAGACGGACCAAGGAGCGCCAAAUGUUGCCCAUGCUGCAGCUGCAGCUACUGAUGGCUGGGAUCCUCGCCACGAGGCCGGGAGGAGAGGUGGUGUACUCUACGUGCUCCCUCUCCCCGCUGCAGAACGAGCAUGUGAUCGAGAGAGCGAUAGAAAUCGCAGAAACCCAGUUUAACGUCGCUCUCCGCGUUGAGGACUUGAGCCGCUUUCGGACGCUCUUCCAGGACACGUUUUCCUUCUUCUCAGAUUGCCGGCUGGGGGAGCUGGUUCUGCCUCACCUCACAGCCAACUUUGGACCUAUGUAUUUCUGCAAAUUAUGUCGGAUGUAGGAGGAGUGACAGACUAUGCUGGCUAUCAGGAAAUACCCCAAAUGUCCAGGGAAAGCAAAACUGCUUUAUAUUUAUUUUUCUUUUUAAAAUGUCCCGAAGGAAAUCUGCUUUUUUACUGCAGACAUAGAGAAUAAAUUAGAAAGACUCACUAUGGAGUCUCCUAAA